AUGGCAUUUCUGAGUCAACUGCAAGACGGCAUUGCCCAACUGAAACAGAAGGCUGAGCAGGCUGCUCCGUCGAUCGCCGGCUCGCUGAGCCAGUUGAAAGAGGCGCCGAAGUUCGUGGAGAGCGCAUUCAAAACUGGUCUGAACAAGGUGAAGUUGGACUCUCUUGGCAAGGUUCUGAAUGUUCCGUCGUUGGGAAGAAGUCAGUCGCCGAUCGACAUCGUUCCGGUCAUUACCGCGUUCGGGGAGCAGCUCCAAAAUGCACACUUCGAGUGAGCCAUCAGUUUCAGAACAAGAGCGAGAGAGAGAGAGAGAGAGAGAAUGAUUUCAGAGUGACAUACGAAAGUAACGGAGAGUUCAAAGCGGUGAACGACGGCAACUCUGUGUGGCUAAUGAGAGAGGGAAACAGCAGCGAGUUGGCGAUCUCUUUCCUUCCCGAAGAGCAGUACCAUCUUGAUGCGGUCAAUUUCCAUUGGGCUACGGAGCCGAUGAACGGAUCGGAGCACACGAUCGGAGGCGUCGGAUAUGCGGGGGAAAUCCAUCUGAUCCACAGAAACACCCGCUUUGCCACGAUGGCCGAUGCUCUGAAACAGCCGAACGGCGUCAUCGCCAUCGCAGUCUUCCUCAACGUUCGCGCUGUGAUUUUAACAUUCUGUGAAUAGUUAUAUUGCAGGAAUCGCAUGACGACAAUCCGUCGUUCGGCCCGUUCAUUAACCUGCUCCCGCAGAUUAUCUACAAGGGAAGCGAGUGCAAACUUUGCUCGUUCGACUUCCAGAACUUCUUCCCGGUUCCGGAGAAGACCAAAGAGUUCUGGAUGUACGAGGGAUCGGAGACGACGGAGCCCUUCCGCGAGACUGUCAACUGGAUCGUCAUCCGAGCUGCUUUCCCGAUCAGCUCCCAUCAGGUACACACUUUUGAUACCUACCAAAUGGGAAAGAGUGGUGCGUUUUCAGUUGGAUAAACUGCGAGAUGUGCGUGCCGGUCGUUACGACGAGGAGACAUCGGACAAGAAUCCGAUGAAACCACUCCGUUCCAUCCAGGUAUAAACGGGAGUUCCUAGAUAGAAGUAUCCGAAAACAUUCAGGCGGCCAAUUCGCGCACCAUUCUCAGUAGCUUUCGAUCGGUCGCCGGAGCUCCGGAUCUCGGAUUCCGACAAUGA
Molecule: messenger RNA, 1156 nt
Organism: Caenorhabditis sp. 36 PRJEB53466
Lineage: Eukaryota; Metazoa; Nematoda; Chromadorea; Rhabditida; Rhabditidae
Source: the annotation of a GenBank genome assembly